Thalassophryne amazonica is the source of this 2609-nucleotide messenger RNA. RefSeq names its product zinc finger protein 384 b (gene znf384b). The record is from RefSeq and is a predicted model, not a curated record. Gene Ontology annotation, cellular component: nucleus. Gene Ontology annotation, biological process: negative regulation of transcription by RNA polymerase II. Gene Ontology annotation, molecular function: DNA-binding transcription activator activity, RNA polymerase II-specific; RNA polymerase II cis-regulatory region sequence-specific DNA binding; DNA-binding transcription repressor activity, RNA polymerase II-specific. NCBI's taxonomy places the organism in Eukaryota, Metazoa, Chordata, Actinopteri, Batrachoidiformes, Batrachoididae. The coding region runs from base 172 to 1974 and encodes 600 amino acids. The transcript has 10 exons.
AAGAAGAACAGCAAGACCACUGCUUCCCCAAAGGGAGAAAUAAAUAAAUAUUAAUUUAAAAAAAAAAAAAACUUCACUGUUUGACAAGAAUUUGAAUAGAUUUAGAAAGUGUUUCCAAAUCGCCUCGGCCUGCGGGAGCUGCAGUGAGACGGACGGAUUGUCAGUGCUGACAUGAUGGAAGAAUCUGCUUUUAAUUCAUCAGAUUUCUGGUCUCCAGUUCCCACUGUACCUGGACAGAUUGAGAAUGCUAUGUUCCUGAAUAAGGUGAAGGAGCAUCAGGAAAAGAAUGCUUCCUUCUCUUCUUCCUCUGCAUCCCACUACCAAACAGCUGUGGUCACCAUCCCCAUGUCUGGGGCCAAGUCAGAUAACGGGCAUAUUGGGAGUGUAGCACACGGUCACCCUCAACACAGCACCCAGAAUGUCACAGUGCUCCCUGUUCAUUCUACAGGUAUCAUGACAGCAGCUGGUCUGGUCAUCACAACUCCUCAGGGUACACUCGUCUCGCCCACAUCGUCCGAGUCAUUCGUCUCUGGUCAUCCUGCAACGACCAUGAUUGUUUCAGCUCUCCAUUCUUCUAGUACAGACAAAAAAUAUGGAGAGGAAAUGUCCCAUGUGGUUGUUGUACCUGCACCAUCAAAAGGAGGCCGAAAGAAAAAGACAGCACCACCCACGGUUGGUCCUGUGGAUUGCCAUACUCUUCCAGUGGGGAAUGAAACUGUAAUAUUAGCUCAACUGACACCCAGCGGCCAAGUGACAACAUCACAGCAUCAUGCACGACACCCAUAUGAGCUGUCAAAUGAGCAGCGAGACCUAGGACAGAAAGAUGGCACGAAGACAUACAGGUGCCGGAUGUGUGCGGCGACCUUCUUCAGUAAGUCUCACAUGCAGAUCCACUCCAAGUCGCACACAGAGGCCAAACCUCACAAGUGUCCCCACUGCGCCAAGUCAUUCGCCAACUCCAGCUACCUGGCCCAGCACAUUCGCAUCCACAGCGGGGCCAAGCCAUACACCUGCUCCUACUGCCAGAAAUCAUUCAGGCAGCUCAGUCACUUACAGCAGCACACACGGAACCACACAGAAUCUAAACCUCACAAGUGUCCCCAUUGUAUCAAGUCGUUUGCCAAUUCUAGCUACCUGGCCCAACAUAUCCGCAUCCACACUGGAGUGAAACCCUACACCUGCACCUACUGCGACAAGUGCUUCAGACAGCUCAGUCACCUUCAGCAGCACAUGAGGAUUCACACUGGCGACCGGCCUUACAGGUGUACCCAUCCUAACUGUGAGAAAGCUUUUACACAGCUCUCAAAUUUACAGUCUCACCGCCGCCAGCACAGCAAGAACAAGCCCUACAGGUGCUCCCACUGCAAUAAAGGCUACAUAGAUGCAGCAAGCCUAGAGGUGCACAUGUCCAAACACACAGUGCAACAUGCCAGGAUCUACUCGUGUAGUCUCUGCAACCGCAGUUACACAUCAGUAAGACAAAUGUCCAUUUCUGAAGACCAUUUCUACAUGAAACAGUAUGAAACGCAUCACUGGCAUCAGACGCCUGGCAGCUACUUUAGACCGUGUAGUCAUAUGUCCACUGUUUCCCCUCUACCUAUCCUCCCCUCAUCCCAGGAGACUUAUCUGGUGAAACACAUGGAGAAACACAACCCAGAACUGCUAACUGCACCAGCAGUCACGGUCCAACAGAAUCAGAGCCAAGGCCAGGCUGAAGCUCAGAGACGGAGAGGACAUGCAGAAGAUGGUCUGACACGACCCGGAGGAGCUGGUGGAGACCAGCAAGGACAGAGCCGGGGUAGCUACUUGGAAACAGAAACCAUCGCCUGUCCGUUUGACCUCCAGCAGUAUAAGACCGUGUCUGCCAGUGACAUCCAGUACAAACCCGUUAGUGUGUCUAAUGUCACAUCGCACAAAGACCUCUGUCUGACUGUGUCAGAAAAUACCAUUCAAGUGGAACACCUCAGCUCGUAAAAGUGAUUAGAAGAGGGAAUGUGGCAGGUGUGGACAUUAAAAUCAAGUGCAAGAAGUCAAGAAUUGGACAAUGGAUAGAUGAACAAUAAAAGCAAUACAAGAACUUUACAAUAUACAAGUGACAUAGGUAACACUAUACUGAAGAAAACCCAAGAAUAAAACUUUUUAAUUUGUCACUUUUCUUGCUUUUUUCCCUUCUCUAUAUUUACAUGUGAAAACUACAGAAAUGUAUUUUAUAACACAAAGACAGUGAAUAAUGUUGUUCUCUUUAUUUUUACGCUCCCUGCGCUUCCCUGCAAAUACAGGAUUAGCGGCAACAAUUCAUGGUCUCCUUGGUGAUUCAACUGCUAGUUGAUUGUGAUAAUUGUUUUACAUCUAUCCAAACCUUUGGUUUUGUGCUUUUACCUCUACUGUUUUGACAAGUAUAUGCCCACAAUUACAACUUUAGAAAAAGGUAAUGUAAAGGCUAGUUAAUUUUAAGGAAAGAAGAGGAGGAGAAAUGAAAUCAUAAUUGGGUAAAUACCGUUUCUACUAAUCCAUGUAUCUUUGAGAUGAGUUGGUUCAUUUUCAUAUAAUCCCUACAAUACGACUUUGUAUGUGCCUAAGAAAUGGAAUGAACAUCUGUUCCUGUACUU